AUGAAUCCUGAAUACGACUACCUGUUCAAGCUCCUCCUCAUCGGUGACUCCGGUGUCGGAAAGUCCUGCUUGCUGCUCCGGUUCGCAGACGACACAUACACCGAGAGCUACAUCUCCACCAUCGGUGUUGACUUCAAAAUCCGGACCAUCGAACUCGAUGGCAAAACGGUCAAACUUCAAAUUUGGGACACAGCUGGUCAGGAGCGUUUCCGCACAAUCACUUCCUCGUACUACCGAGGUGCCCACGGCAUUUGUGUUGUCUACGAUGUUACCGACAUGGACUCGUUCAACAACGUGAAGCAGUGGCUUCAGGAGAUCGACCGAUAUGCUACGGAGGGCGUGAAUAAGCUGCUAGUGGGCAACAAGUCCGAUAUGGCUGAUAAGAAGGUGGUUGAGUACACCGUGGCAAAGGAAUUCGCAGACAGCCUCGGCAUUCCAUUCCUCGAGACGUCGGCAAAGAGCGCAACCAACGUCGAGCAGGCCUUCUUGACCAUGGCCCGCCAGAUCAAGGAGCGUAUGGGCACAACAACGGCCAACACCAAGCCCACAGUACCCAUUGGGCAGGGCCAAGGUGUUCAGAGCGGAUCCGGCGGAGGCUGCUGCUAG
Messenger RNA from Didymosphaeria variabile, 606 nucleotides. It is a transcript of the gene ypt1, whose product is annotated as ras GTPase. The transcript is spliced from 5 exons. Gene Ontology annotation, molecular function: GTP binding; GTPase activity. NCBI's taxonomy places the organism in Eukaryota, Fungi, Ascomycota, Dothideomycetes, Pleosporales, Didymosphaeriaceae. Bases 1 to 606 code for a protein of 201 amino acids. The record is from RefSeq and is a predicted model, not a curated record.